Beauveria bassiana ARSEF 2860 is the source of this 633-nucleotide messenger RNA. RefSeq names its product emp24/gp25L/p24 family/GOLD. The coding region runs from base 1 to 633 and encodes 210 amino acids. NCBI's taxonomy places the organism in Eukaryota, Fungi, Ascomycota, Sordariomycetes, Hypocreales, Cordycipitaceae. The record is from RefSeq and is a predicted model, not a curated record. Gene Ontology annotation, cellular component: Golgi apparatus; COPII-coated ER to Golgi transport vesicle; endoplasmic reticulum-Golgi intermediate compartment. The transcript is spliced from 4 exons. Gene Ontology annotation, biological process: Golgi organization; endoplasmic reticulum to Golgi vesicle-mediated transport; intracellular protein transport.
AUGAAGAUUUCGACGCUUCUGGCGGGUGCCGUCGCCCUGUUCAGCUCCGAGGCCAUUGCCACAUCCCUCACAUACCGGGUUGAGGCUCACGAGCGAGCUUGCUUCUAUGCCAACACGAAAAAUCCCAACGAGAAGAUUGCUUUCUACUUUGCUGUCCAAUCCGGCGGUUCGUUCGACAUUGAUUAUGAGGUCACGUCCCCUACCAACAAGGUCAUCAUGUCUGGCGAAAAGGAGCGUCAGGGUGACUUUGCGUUUACCGCACAAACGCCUGGCGACUACUCAUUCUGCUUCAGCAAUCAGAUGAGCACAUUUGCCGAGAAGUUUGUCGACCUUGAAAUUGCUGUCGAGAACGAGGAUCGCGCGCAGCUCCCCUCCAAGCAAGGAUCUAGCCCUGAGCAGACCAACAUCAUCGAGGACUCAGUCUACAAGAUCUCCGGCCAGCUGUCUACCAUCUCGCGAAAUCAAAAGUACUUUCGCACGCGUGAAAACCGCAACUUUGCGACCGUCGCGAGCACCGAGAAUCGCAUCGUCAACUUUAGCAUGAUUCAGUCGUUCCUCGUCGUCUGCAUGGGUGGCCUGCAAGUGUUUGUCGUUAGAUUCUUCUUCCAGGGCGCUCGCAAGGGUUACGUUUGA